Messenger RNA from Astyanax mexicanus (Mexican tetra), 3924 nucleotides. RefSeq names its product UPF3A regulator of nonsense mediated mRNA decay (gene upf3a). The transcript has 13 exons. Lineage: Eukaryota; Metazoa; Chordata; Actinopteri; Characiformes; Acestrorhamphidae. The coding region runs from base 690 to 2132 and encodes 480 amino acids. Gene Ontology annotation, cellular component: cytoplasm; nucleolus. Gene Ontology annotation, biological process: nuclear-transcribed mRNA catabolic process, nonsense-mediated decay; positive regulation of translation. Gene Ontology annotation, molecular function: telomeric repeat DNA binding. The record is from RefSeq and is a predicted model, not a curated record.
GGUAAACACGUCGUGAUCUCAAUGAGGCAGAGCAGCUCUGAGAGCUGCAGGAGGAGAGGCUAAGCAGAGAGAUGGGCUGUGCACCUUCUAAAUCCACCCUGACCUACACCCACGAGCGCGUGUGUGGAGAUCUCGACACGUGCUCCACUUUCGUACCGAGUCUGAAGAGCUCCGUGUCCACCCCCGAGAGACCUUCACCCAGACUCUGCGUGGAGACCACCAGCGGGAAACAAACUUUCCUCAGUGUACCUGGUCGAGAGUGCUGUGGUCGCUCUGGGCUCCAGCCUCCCUGCAGCCCCUUCAGACCCCCACCACCCAGCGGCAGCACUGACAGCAGCAGCAGCAGUGACUCAGAGGAAAGCGAGAGUCCAGCAGGAAAACACUGAAAAUCUUAAAAUAAAGGAGUGAUAAGCUCUGUUCAUCACACCACACCAAUUACAGCCAAAGUCUACACUGUCUGUGCGGUAUCACCUGUGUUUCUUCUGAAAGAUGUUGGAACACUGCUGUGAAGGCUGGAUUGCAUUCAACCAUAAAAGAGCUUCAGAAAGGCCAGGAACUGAGGCCAGAGGACAACGGUUACCUUCAAGUAGCAGGAACAGAGCAGCGCCUCUGUUUUUGUUUUCGUCUGAAGUCUCGCGGGAUUUGUGUGCGAGUUCUCGCGAGCGCGGGCGGAGAGGAGGAAUGGAGAUAUGAGGGCUGAAAGGGAGCCGACGGCAGGAAGCAGGGAGAGAAACAUCGUGGAGAUCCAGUUCAGAGACUCGCAGCGGGAGCAGGAGAGCUCCGCCGGCCAGAAGCAGAAGGAGGAGAAGAAGGAGGUCUUUACUAAGGUUGUUAUUCGCCGACUGCCACCCAGUCUAUCUAAAGACCAGCUUGAGGAACAUCUCAGCCCGCUGCCAUCUUUCGACUAUUUUGAAUUCUUUCCUGCGGAUCAAAGUUUGUACCCACAUCUUUUCUCCAGAGCAUACAUCAACUUCAAAAACCCUGAGGAUAUUGUUCUCUUCAGAGACCGGUUUGAUGGCUAUGUGUUCAUUGACAAUAAAGGUCAAGAGUAUCCGGCUAUUGUAGAAUUUGCUCCUUUUCAAAAGGUUUCCAAGAAGAAACUCAAGAAGAAAGAUGCCAAGGCAGGAAGCAUUGAGGAAGACCCAGAAUACAAACGCUUCCUGGAGAACUACUCUUGUGAUGAGGAGAAAUCAAUGGCCAACCCAGAAACACUGCUUGGGGAGAUUGAGGCUAAAACAAGAGAACUUAUAGCUAAAAGAACAACUCCACUUUUGGAAUACAUUAAGAACAAGAAGUUGGAGAAACAGAGAAUCCGUGAGGAAAAAAGGGAAGAGAGGCGACGGAGAGAGCUGGAGAAGAAGCGGCAAAGAGAAGAGGAGAAGAGGAAACGCAGGGAGGAGGAAAGACGAAAGCGCAAGGAGGCAGAGAAACAGAAGAAACUCACUGAAAAGGAGAUCAAAAUUAAACUCUUGAAGAAAUGUGACAGAGAUGAUGAGGUGGACUCAGAUAGACUGAGAGAUAAAGGAGACAGUGGAGAGGCUGACCGGAACAAGUGGGAGAAACCGGCUGGCCACACCAAGUCAAAGGAACCAAAGGAAAAAGCUCAGCUGGAGAGCGAUAAGGAACAGCGGGAAGGUCACGGCCGCCGGCAGCGGGACAAGGAGCACCGUGGCCGAGAAGAGGAGCGCAAACGUCAGCGGCAUCAUUACGAGUUCGACAAGUUCAUGCGCCGCAAGGAGGAGACCAAAUGGGGCAAAGGCUACUGUCAAGACAGGGCAAAGAAAGACGGCCAUCAUCAUGGCUACUCGUACUGCCCGGAUGCGGGGGACAAGCUGGGCAAGGAGGACAGGGACGAUAUUGGGAACAGGAAGGAGCGCAUUCGCAAUAAGUCUGUGUUAGUGCAUCAGGAGAAAAGGACCUCCCAGUCUGAGGGGCCAGACCAGAUAGGAGGGGCUCUGCCAGCCAAGGACCGGCCCGCCAUGCAGCUGUACCAGCCAGGAGCCCGCAACCGCAAGCGCAUGGGCUCUGGGAACAAAGCCUUCGACUUCAGCCCCAUCUCUCCAGAGUCCAGCACUGAGCACUGCUACGAGCUGGCCUUGGGGACGGGCUCUGAGAAGAGUGGAGAUGAGUGACAGAGCGGGCAGCUUUACUCGGGGCAGAGAUAUAGAUGGGCAAUAAUAUAAUAAAAGCUGAAGUAUCGGCCUGUUUAAUCAUGUUGCGUUUCCUUUAUGCCGCUGGUGAGUGUUGUGAACGAAGCCAGGCUCCUCCCUCAUUCUCAUGCACUACGUCACCAAUCUGUACAGAUUCAUGAAUAGCUAUGUGGACAUUCAUGGAGGCUACUGUAUGUCAAAGAUCACUGCCUGUUUGGAUUCACGUUUUCUACACCACACCACAGGAACUCGGCACACUUUAUCCGUUGAACACUCAUCUGAGAUCGAAUACCUCAUCAUUUAACGAGGACAGAUUUCUAUGCCUUUUUUGUAGUGAAUCAAAUGGAUUCUGACAGACUAGAGAGUUUAUGGAUAGUAUAUAGAUUUUGCUGUAAAGAUCAUAAACACAUGUUGUGAAAUCUGUAUUUUUAAUAUGCAAAAUGUAUGUUUAAAUGUGUAAAAUCUGUUUUGCAGCUGCAGUAUGACUCUGUAAGAGAAGCUAGCUAUUACACAGUCCAGUCAGAAUAUUAUGACCAUCUUUUUGUUUAUACACUUAUUGUCCUUUUUUUUAUCUCCACUGAACAUAUAGGAACACUGUGUGGUUGUAUAAUUAUUGAGUAAUCUUCAAUGGCCAAAAUCAAACAGGACCACCACAGAUUUGGUAUUAUGUUGGUAUUAUUUGGGUGAUUUGGGUUAUUCUUAGCUCUGCAUUAACACUGUCAUGCAAUGGUAUACAGACACAGCAGUGCUGCUGGAGUUUUUAAACACUUCACAUUCACUGCUAGACUGAGGAAAGAUCAGGAAUCAGAAACAUCCAGCCAAAAGCAUUACAUGAUGACUAGAGGAUUAAAACAAACACAAAAUGUGCAGCAACAGAUGAGCUUAGGUCUCUGACUUUAUAUCUACAAGGUGAACCAGCUAGAUUUGAGUGUCUAAUAUAGCAGACAGUGAGUAAACACAGUGAAAUAACAGGAUAAUAUGUAUAAGUAUGUCCUUGUAAUUACAAUAACUACAAGGUGCUCCUAUAUGCUCAGUUGAGCUGAUGAAAUAGACAAUCAGUAUACAAACAUGUGAGUAGUUGUAAUAUUCUGAUAUGAUUGUGUCUUACUUAUAUUUCUAUGUAUGUUUGUGUGUAUGUAUGCGCAUGCACAUUGCUACUUUGAUCCUGGACAUAAUAGCACUGGCUUUAAUGAUUUCAGAUUUUAGCAUGCUCCUCUUUAUUUUAGAUAAUAACAAUAAUAAAAGUAAUAAUAAUAUUAAUUAUAGUAAUAAUGCUAAAAUGAUGCCUUUGAGUGCUAACUAUCCUCUGUGUUAGACCUGCAGUGUGACUUUCCGUGAGCUUGCAGUACUUCUAGGUUGAUGUGAGUCUUUAGCUAUUUUAAGAUCAGUGUUUCAACCUGCGAGCCAAGAAGAACAAAUUAUGAUGUGUUCCAUUAAAAGCUACCGAAGACAUUUAGCUCCAGUUUUUCUCGGGUCACUUAGAUCAUGUUAAAUGUCAUUUGAAUGAUUUUCUAGAUGCUGUUCACAGUUUUUACAUGGAAGAUUCAGAUCAUUGAUGGCCACUAUGUGUCACAUGCCUUAGAGAUGAUUUGCACUUGACCGUUUCAUCUGCCAUUAUGAAGGUGUCUGAAAUACAGGGUUGUUUUGAUCUCACUUGGAAGAACAAGAAAACUGAACAAGAAUCUGUCCACAUGUGAUACUACAGAGAUAUAUUAUGACAUUUUUGAUGGAUUUCCAUACACUGUUUGUCUACAAUAAAGAUGUUAUCCCAUAA